AUGUCUUCGUUAUCUGACAACGUGUAUAAUAGGACUGCACUAGAUUCCUCCUUUCAAGCAUGUGGAAUAUCUUAUAGGCACAGGUAUUAUCUUAUGGACUGGAUCGAUCCAGAGCAUGCUUGUUUCAUGAAGUCACUUUCUUGUCCAAAUGAUCGCAAAGGGCUGAAGUUUAAGAGAGAUCAAGAGAAGGCAAGAAAGGAUGUUCAACGAGCAUUCGGUGCUCUGAAAAAACGUUGGCAUAUUCUUAAAUAUCUUGCACCUUAUGUGAAUAAAAUGAGUGAGGUGAUGUAUACUUGUAUCAUAUUGAAUAAUAUGAUUCUCGAAGACGAAGGGAAUGCAAUAUGUGAGUAUAAGGAAAACGGGAUCAUUCCACUGAAAAAAUCUUUUGAGGUUGGAAGUGAGGAGUACUUGGAGAGAAGAGAUAUAAUUCAUGAUGUUGAGACACAUCAUGUUCUUCGUAGAGACUUGACGAAGUGGGACUCUUUGCUCUCUGACUACAAGAAAGUCAAACACUCUAGAUCAAAAAGGGUGAGUUUCAAUUCGGAGUUGUUUAAGGUGAUAGAAUGGUACGUGAGAGACUACGAAGUUGGAUGUGAUACGGAUCCCGAUAGUGAUCCUGAGGCGCUGCCGGAGCCUGUAUUUGCUUCCUUUCUACAAUCUGGUAGCAUCAAAGACACAAAGAUCAAAGAUAAUACCUCAAAAACGCACCAUAGAAGAGACACCAAAGCCAAAGAGACCCAUCAAAAAUGAAGAGAUGAGGGCGUACCAGUGAAGCAAGCCAAAGAAAGAUGGUGAACGAAGGCGAUGAAGGAAGCCGGUGGCAACGACAUCGGUGGAGCGAAGCGGGCGAUGGUCGAAACAAAGGUCGUAUACGAUGCAUGAGUAGUGGUAUAUAUUAUGUGAUACAUGGGAAAGCUGAUAAAGUGUAAAAUAUAAAAAGUGUAUAAUUGUCCAUUUUGGUAAAAUUGUUAUGAAUGACAAAAAAUCGUUGUGUACGAAUCAGCUCCCUUAUGUUAAUCGGAUUUAUCAUGUAUUUAUGAUCUUAACUAGAGUACUUUUAACCAUACCAA
This is a messenger RNA of Lactuca saligna, 1070 nucleotides long. The record is from the annotation of a GenBank genome assembly. Lineage: Eukaryota; Viridiplantae; Streptophyta; Magnoliopsida; Asterales; Asteraceae.